Molecule: messenger RNA, 1654 nt
Organism: Anopheles coluzzii
Lineage: Eukaryota; Metazoa; Arthropoda; Insecta; Diptera; Culicidae
Product: valacyclovir hydrolase
Exons: 4
Coding region: 161-1078 (305 amino acids)
Source: RefSeq, a predicted model, not a curated record
CAUUCCAUAAAAGAAAAAAAAAACAACAAACAAUCCGCUUAUCAAUUGCAUCCGCAAAUUCUUUUAUUCCAAUCCUUGUUCUUCGUUUGUCCGCGUGUUUCACGGUUGCUUGUGCCAGCAUUAUUUUUCCAACACCGACUUCGGUAAGGUUGCCGUCAAAAUGAUGCGCUUGCUAGCCUCCACGGUCGCUGCGCAGUGCGGUUUGGCCAUUCGCAUCACCAAAACAACGUCCGCGCUAUCGUCCUGUGUUCAAUCGCCCGUGGCAUCUGCCGUCCGUUCACGCUCCAUGUGUAGUUCCGCUCCGGGAGCAAAAGAACGCCGGCUACAGGUCGGUGCCAGCACCGUGCACUUUGUCGAGGCAGGCGAUGGCAUCCGCGGCGUCAUACUGUUGCCCGGUGCGCUCGGUACGGCCUGGACGGAUUUCAAACCACAAAUCGAGGGCUUGCCGGCGCUGCUUCCGCACCAUCGUGUAAUUGCCUGGGACCCACCCGGGUACGGCAAGUCCCGACCGCCCGACAAGCAGUUUACGGUGGAUUUUUACGAGCGGGAUGCUGCCGCGGCCGGUGAGCUAAUGCAGAAGCUUGGCUUCCAGCGGUACAGUGUCGUUGGCUGGAGUGACGGUGGCAUUACCGGUCUAGUGUUAGCCGCCAAGCAACCGGAAAGGGUGGAAAAGCUGGUCGUGUGGGGCUCGAACUCAUACAUAUCGGACACGGAGGCUAACAUUUACGAAGGUAUUCGGGAUGUUAGCAAAUGGUCGGCAAGAAUGCGGGAACCAAUGGAGCAGGUGUAUGGUGUAGAACACUUCCCCAAGCUAUGGUCGGCCUGGGUGGAUGGAUUGUUGCGCAUUCAUCACGAGCGCAAAGGGGAUAUCUGUUCUGGGUCACUAAAGCACAUCAAAGCCCCGACGCUGGUCGUGCACGGAGCAAAGGAUCCGAUGAUCAUACCCGACCACGUACCUUAUCUGCUGAACAAUAUCAAAAACACGGAUCUGCAUGUGUUUCCCGAUGGCAAGCACAAUAUUCACCUGCGCUAUGCAAACGAGUUCAACGCGAUAGUGGCCAAAUUUCUGCUGGCUUAGGGCCUUCGUUAUAGUACCCGAACUUGAUUGUUUUUCUGUUAUUCUGUUACAUAAUUUUACGGUCUCGAACGCAACUUUAUUUAUUGAUUGGUUAUCUCGUUAUAUUGUAAACGCCAAGCGUGUAACUGUCGAAGAAACACAUUUCGCCAUAGGAAGUACAAACACAACUGUGGGUAUAAAUAACAAUUUGGGUGCACUUCUAUAUAAAGAUUAGAUUGAUAGCCGUUAGCAAAACAUUGCCCAAGCAUAAUGAAUGCUAAUGGAAGGUAAAACAUAUCACAAAUCAAAGGUGUGGUUAUGUUUCUCGUAACACUGAGUCGAUUUGUCAACGAAGUUGUCUUCCUUUGAUGUACAAACAACACUAAUAUUUUAUCAAAAAACUCUCAAAAAUAUGAAGACAUAAAACAAACAAAAACACGGGUCUUUACUUGGAUUUCAACAAAUAAAAUAUAUAACACAACGCUGAAUGUAACCUCAGUUAAUGUAACGCAACCCUAGUGUUACACAUUCAGCAGUUGGUUUGUGUCAUGGGUUCUGUUACAUUUGCGUUACAGCUGUGAACCGUUACAUAAGUUA